This is a messenger RNA of Stylophora pistillata, 3930 nucleotides long. RefSeq lists its product as uncharacterized. Gene Ontology annotation, molecular function: calcium ion binding. Gene Ontology annotation, cellular component: plasma membrane; protein-containing complex. Lineage: Eukaryota; Metazoa; Cnidaria; Anthozoa; Scleractinia; Pocilloporidae. The record is from RefSeq and is a predicted model, not a curated record. Gene Ontology annotation, biological process: heterophilic cell-cell adhesion; establishment or maintenance of epithelial cell apical/basal polarity.
UAUCCUAGGACUACCUUAUUGCAAGUGCAAACAUGUUCCCUCAGCAUCCAGACGAUAACUUUGAUACCGCAAAUACCAGCUCGUAAAAAUCACAAUGGCCUGUGGCCAAUGGUCAGUUUCUGGCUCCCAAAAGAAAUACAAUUGGUUGACCAAAAGCAAUGCGGGGUCCUGUUGGAAGGUACAAAAAAUGUCACCAUAGCAAUAAAGGCAGCCUGUCCAGAUGGCAAAGUUACAGAAGGUCUUAAAGCCAUAGUUCCACAGAUGAACAUCCACAGUAACGUUUGGAAUCCAAAAACUGGACUUCCAACUAUAUGGGUCACUGUCCUCAAGCCGAAGGGAGAUAACAUACAGACUUGUACAUCAGUUACAGAUCCUCAUAUCACUGCUCUUGGAACGAAUGGAUAUUUCCAUUUCAUGGGUCUCGGUGACUUUAUUCUUUACAAGAACGUGGAGAGAAAAUUUGAGGUUCAAACGCGGCAGUGGGCCUGUGACGGUAGGCCAUUUCCAAAGGGUGGACAUAAUGGAGCGGGAAGAAUUAGUUGCAACUGUGGUGCAGUCCUCAGGGAUCACAAUGACGUAAUUGAGUUCAGCUGUUGUAACGAUCUUAUGAUUCGGGACAAGAGAACGCCCAUUACAGUAAGAAUACGCAGCAAGAAAUGCUUAUCACCAGGGAUAUCCAUAAAGAGGGUUAUACCCGGAGUAAAUGGCAAAUAUGAGGUACUGUUUCCGUCGGGUGCAAAGGUAGUGAUAAGAAGAAAUUAUUGGGGACUUGAUGUUGUCAUCAAGACGCCGAGAGCAACUGACACAAAGCAAGAAGGAGGAUUGUGCAUGUACCCAGGACCUUACAACAAAUAUAUAACUGACGCAGGUUUCAAGGAAAGGCUAGAGGUCGGUAGAAGCUACUUUGACACGCUCCCUGUGGAUGUUCAAGAUAGUGACGUGACAUAUUCCUCAGCAUGUUUAUGCCUGAAAGAAGGAGAGGGAAACGGUGGACCGCCUUCCUGCAAAAGUGUCUUCAAAGCUGCUUUUCCUACACUUGUGAAAGAAGAUAAUAUGUCCACACUGAAGCCUCAAGCUUCACCUUCAAGCUUAUGUGACAGAAAUAAAAGAGAUAUCCAUUUCUCGGAUGAUAUCACUGAUGAAGAUAUACAAGUCUACAAGCGAACACUUCAUUUACAUCCACGGUUCAAGAGAUCAGUAGCCAACAAACAAGUUCCAAAGGAAAACGCUACACGUUAUUGUGCCACGAGAAUAUCCGAUACAGAGCUUGGAAAGCUUUGUGCAAAGGUCGGCGUCAAUGUACAGCAGCUAGUUAACACUUGUUCGGUAGAUGUUGAGCUCACGGGAGACUUCUCCUUUGCAAGUGGCAGUGUGUCAUUGUUAGUCGAACAGUGUGGAGUACUAGGGGCCAAAAAUCUAUCCAUACCAGUUAACGGAAGUGAUGAAAGAAAUCCUGCUGCUGAAGCAUUUGUUGAACAAGUAGCGGAGCUGCUGUGUCCAAAUGAUUGUACAUUCAAUGGAAAAUGUGUCAAUGGCUCAUGUGUUUGUUACAAAGACUACACAGCUUCUGACUGUUCGAUGUCCAUUUAUCAGAAACCUGAGAUUUACAGGUUGCAAGAGGAUGGUUUGUGCGACAGGCGUAAACGAUCAUGCAAGAAGGUGACUGUCUUUGGCGUCGAUUUCAGGAAUUCUACAAACCUGACCUGUCAUAUAAACGAAUUCAAGGUCCUAAAUAGCUCUUGGAAACCAUAUGGUACAGAGCUAAGUUUCCCUGGUGUGAUGACUGACUUGGUGCUUGUAGAAUGCUAUUUACCAGAGUCGCAGGUCACGCAAGGCUAUUUCUCAGAAACUAACGAAGGAACGGCUGCCUCGGGAUUGAUAAUAUCUGUGUCCAACGAUGGUGAACACAAAAGCCAAGAAAAUCUCACAUUCAUAUCAUAUGAUUCAGCUUGCAUGAGCUGCAAUAUUUCGUCCGGUUGUUUAUUUAAGGGAAAUUCUUGCAUAAUAAAUGGCUACUGCUUCGCUCCUAACGAGACCAACCCUUUAGACUGGUGUUACCAGUGCCUUCCUGAAAUAAGCACAUCCACUUGGACGAAGCGCCAAGUGAAUCUGCCACCCAAGUUUUCGUCAACCUCUGACUACUUCGUGGUAUCUGGAGAAACCCUUGAACUGCCCAUUGAUGUUGCAGACCCAGAAAAUAUGCCUGUUACCCCUUCACUAAUGCAAGGAAGCCCAACUGAGGCGUCAAUCGUCGACAAUGUUUUAACAUGGAAAGCCACCAAUGAGGCCUCGACUAAGUUUUUUCUCAAAGCAACAGACGCUUGUCAAGCCACAUCUUAUGCUAACAUCACCGUGUCCUUGGUUGUCUGCCAGUGUAAGAAUAACGGAACCUGUGUACCCCACCCAAACUAUCCGAGAGGAUCAGGGUUCUAUACUUGUAAUUGCUUACCAGGAUUUACUGGGGAUAAAUGUGAGACUAACAUUGACGAGUGCCGGUCCUUUCCAUGCUUUCGAGGUCGCUGUAUCGAUAGAGUGAAUACGUACGAAUGUGAUUGUGACCCUGGAUAUGUUGGUCGGGACUGUGACACCAAUUACGAUCACUGUAGUUCUUCUCCUUGCGUCAAUGGAAAUUGCACGGACUACGUGGGUACAUAUAGAUGUGCUUGCGAUCCUGGAUAUAGCGGGCUUAAUUGUACUAUUGACGUCGAUGAAUGUGAGUCAUCUCCCUGUGCAUUCGGAGCAUGCGUCGAUCACGUCGACAAAUACACUUGUGCAUGUGAUGAUGGCUAUACAGGAUACGACUGUGACGUCGAAAUCGACGAAUGCCUGUCGUCGCCCUGUAUCCGAGGUACAUGUGUGGACAACAUCAACAGCUUUACCUGUAUCUGCCCAACCGGAUUCAGUGGUGUAAGUUGUGAUGUGAACAUAAAUGAUUGCCUCACAACCCCUUGUGUAAAUGGGACCUGUAUUGACUUAGUGAAUAACUACACGUGUAACUGCUUCGCUGGCUUUACCGGUCCAAACUGCGAUAUUAAAAUAGAGAACUGUACCGAGGAUUCCUGUUACUCUAAUGUGACUUGCUUCAAAAAGAGUGACAGAAUUAGCUGUGGUCCAUGUCCCUUGGGGCUCACCGGAGAUGGAAAGAAUUGCAAAGACAUCAACUACUGUGUAAGUCACGAAUGCAGAAACAAUGGAUCAUGUGUAGAUGGCAUUAGCAAUUACACAUGUAACUGUCUGGAUGGAUUUGCUGGAGAUCGUUGUGAGAUUGACAUAGACAACUGCGUUAAUCACACGUGUGCUAAUGGUGGAUCAUGUGUAGAUGGCGUCAAUAACUACUCUUGCAGUUGUAGGGCCGGGUUUACUGGAGAUCGAUGUGGUAAUGAUAUCGAUGACUGUCAUAAUCAUACCUGCCAAAACGGUGCCUCCUGUGUUGAUGGUGUUAAUGACUACUUGUGUGCUUGCCUGGUAGGCUUCACUGGAUCUAAGUGUGAAACUGACAUCGAUGAUUGUGUUAAUCAUACAUGUACUAAUGGUGGAACAUGUGAAGAUGGUGUUAACUCUUACUCGUGUAAAUGUGUUGCGGGAUUCAGUGGAAACCAUUGUCAAAAUAACAUCGAUGAUUGUCGUAACCAUAGCUGCCAAAAUGGUGCAUCCUGUGUUGAUGGUGUCAACGAUUACUCGUGCGCAUGCGUGCAUGACUUCACUGGACAGAGUUGUGAAACAAAAAUCGAUGAUUGUGUCAACCAUACAUGUGUUAAUGGUGGAACAUGUGAAGAUGGUGUUAACUCUUACUCGUGUAAAUGUGUGGCUGGAUUCAAUGGAAACCGUUGUCAAAAUAGUGAGUUGUUGCUAUUUUACAUUCUUUUGAUCUAUUAUUUGUUUAGGCGUUUAAAUAUCUACGAAUUUCUUUUUCAGCAGAUCCAUAUUUAG